GUUGCUGGAGGAGUCCGUUUAAUUCAGGCCUUUGUCUUUGUUAGAUGUCAAUAAACAAAGAUGUUUGUCUUGUAAGGCUCCAUGUGGGCUAAUUAAACACUAAAUGGUUUACACUGAGAGGUGAUGUCAUAGUUGAAGGCUCCCAUUUGCUGGUGGCUCAUUGAGGGCUCAAACCUCAUCCCCAUUGGGCAGCUCUGACCUUCUUUCUCUCCACAAAAGGAGUCAGGCUAUAACUAUAAACUACUGAGAGAACUCAAACAGAGAAAAGAGACAGCCACUGGGUCUUCACUGUGAUCCCCACCCCCCAUAAAACCCAUCCACCCAGCCCAACUUUAGGCUGAGAUGACCCAGCCUGCAUUACGUUUAAGCAGUACCUUUACAAUUGCUCUCUUGGCCAUUGCAGGACAUUAUGCUAGGGACUGUGCUUGCCAUGGAUGCGUAAAUGUGAAUAGAGAGGGGGUUGGAGCCUUUUGACACUCACUCUCUCUCUCUCUCUCACUCUGUUUCUCCACCCACUGGUGAAUGAGCAGAUUGAUCUCUGGCUUCUUGACUCUUCGUGGUGAGGAAAGGUAGCAGGUGAUUUGGAUUCGAGCUGUAGCAAUACAAAUAUGUGGUGUAAGAAAAGCACUGUGCUAAGAAGCAGUUUUGUCUAAGUACCUUCUUUCAGCUCCACUGCAGCACAGAGAGCGAGGCAGAGAGAGAGGAAGAAAGAGAAAGAGAAAGAGAAAGAGAGAGAGAGAGAGAGAGAGAGAGAGAGAGGAGAGGGAGAGAGAGAGAGAGAGAAAGACUCACUCGUUGCCUCCCAGCUGACAUUAGCUGUGCCGUCUGAUGCACAUUUUUAUCGUUCUGACAAAAGCUUUCCUUUGCAAUGCUGUGUACUCAGCCAUGUAUAGGCUACAGAGCUUGCUCAGCCUCAGAACUCCGCUUGGCUCCAAACACAGGGGGGGUAAUCAAAGUUUUUAAUGAAGAUAACACCAGCAUAGCAGUAGAAGUUCCCAGUGACAUCACUGCCCGAGACAUAUGUCAGCUUUUUGUCUUGAAGAACCACUACAUUGAUGACCACAGCUGGACUCUUUUUGAACACCUCUCCCAUCUGGGAAUAGAGAGAACCAUUGAAGACCAUGAGUCUGUUAUGGAGGUGCUAUCCAGCUGGGGGAUGGACACAGACAGCCGCCUGUAUUUUAGGAAAAAUUAUGCCAAAUAUGAAUUCUUCAGGAAACCCCUGGACUUUUUUCCAGAUCACAUGGUCUCCAUAUCCAGUGAAACCAGUGGGAUGGUGGAUCACUCUGAGCUUAUACAGACCUUUCUCAACUCUAGCACUUGUCCAGAGAUACAUGGACACCUCCAUGCCAAAGAGCAAAGCAGAAAGUCGUGGAAAAAGUUUUAUUUUGUCCUGCGGAGGUCAGGGCUUUAUUUUUCCAAUAAGGGAACUUCAAAGGAACCAAGGCAUCUCCAGUUCAUUGCCGAAUUUAGUGACAGUGAUGUCUACACUGUCUUGUCAGCCAAAAAACUUUAUGGAGCACCCACAGAUUUUGGCUUCUGUGUCAAGUCCACAAAGUGCAGUUCAGUACGGGACUUGAAGCUGCUUUGUGCGGAUGAUGAGCUGACCAGGACCUGCUGGAUCACAGCCAUGCGCUUGUUAAAGUAUGGGAUGCAAUUGUACCAAAACUUCACCCAGAAACAAAAAGCUUCACAAAUGAGAAGCAUCUCAGAGAACUCACUGGUGGCCAUGGACUUUUCUGGCCAAACAAGUCGGGUGAUUGAGAACCCAUCUGAAGUGUUGUCUGUGGCUGUAGAGGAGGGCCUAUCGUGGAGGAGGAAAAGCUGCCACCGCCUGAGUGGUCAUGGGAGCCCCUCCACAUCCCAGAGUUCAGUUUCAAACAUAGCUCUCCACUUGGCUCAGCCAUGGUUCCACAGCAAACUGUCUCGGGAUGAGGCUCAGCGUCUGAUCACUCAACAGGGUCUUAUUGAUGGAGUAUUUCUUCUGCGGGACAGCCAAAGCAAUCCUAAGACAUUCGUACUGUCACUGUGCCACAUGCAGAAAGUCAAACACUUUCAGAUAUUACCGGUAGAUGAUGAAGGGGAGUUUCUCUACAGUCUGGAUGAUGGUCACACACAAUUCACUGACUUGAUCCAGCUGGUGGAGUUUUACCAGGUAAACCGUGGGGUGCUGCCCUGCAAGCUAAAGCACCACUGUGCCCGGAUCACCCUGUGAACAAGGGACCCAAGAGACCGCUGACGGUCCACGUUCACCUUAACUCCAGGGCCUUUCUUGCCAAACACUCCCAGUGUUCUUGUGCCUUGAAGAAGAAAGAUAUACACAAUAACUCAACAGCCAUGCUAACUGAAACCACUGUUAGACCACUUUCAAACUGUGGUACAUGGUCUGUCUUUUGUUCUGUUUUGUUUGUUUGUUUGUUUUCAGAAAAAGCUGAAUUUGACAAUAGACUAUAUGGCAACUGACUACAGGCUCUGAGGAUGAUGUACAGUUUUGUCCAGUGAACAUUAUACUUCGGCCCUGUAAUGUGCCUGUAUGUGGCGGUAAAAUCAAUUGUGCAAAGUACAAAUAUGGCUUCCUGUUUGUAUAUUGUGAAGCUGAAUGUGUACCGCAAACAGCUUAUGAUUCUAACAUCACAAUGUCAAUGAAACAAAAUGUUUUUUUUUUCUUGGUAAGUGAAAUACAGUAACUGGAAUUUGAUUUUUUACUGAAAACAUUUCAAUGGAACGUCUACUGCAAUAUAUACAGCAAUUACAUGUACCUGUCAGUUACAGUCAGUCAAAGCUAAUGAUGGUUGCAGCCCAAUAAGGGCAACCACAUCAUACUGGGAAUUGUAGUAUACAACACCUCUGUCCUGUUAAAUUUAAGUAAAACUAAGCUAUUGUACUUUUCAUUGUCAUUACAUCUCUCAAGUAUUCAGGUAUUUUUUUUUUUAAAGAGAAUGAUUGUCGUUUUCUAAAAUGACCUCUCCUCCUCUAUGUGCUGGGCUGAGACUGCUGUAGAGAGAAAAAGAGAGGGAAGUAAUGUACAGGUGGAGAUGUGGCACACAACCUCACUAGCCUGCACUGUACAUUAAUUUUAAAUGUAUGUGAUUAAAUGAAAUGUUUGUAUUACAUAAAAUUAGUUGUGAGCUCACACCAGUUUUAGAAGUAAGUUCACCAAUUUUAGAUAUAAGCCAUUAAGAUGGAAAUCAGAAAUACAGUAUGACUGAUUUUGAUAAUUUCUGGAUCCAUUGUACAUUGAGAUUUAGCUUUUAUAUUUUCCAAAGAUUCAGGUGUUUCAAUGUUUUUACUGCUGCUGUGGGUAUACAGUGUUAUUGUUGCCAAUAAUGCAUCAGCUUUUCAAAAGGUGUUAUAAAUCAGUAACACAUUCAAAAUGA
This is a messenger RNA of Lates calcarifer (barramundi perch), 3377 nucleotides long. It is a transcript of the gene grb14, whose product is annotated as growth factor receptor-bound protein 14. The coding region runs from base 869 to 2215 and encodes 448 amino acids. The record is from RefSeq and is a predicted model, not a curated record. NCBI's taxonomy places the organism in Eukaryota, Metazoa, Chordata, Actinopteri, Centropomidae. Gene Ontology annotation, cellular component: cytoplasm; plasma membrane. The transcript is spliced from 13 exons. Gene Ontology annotation, biological process: insulin receptor signaling pathway; negative regulation of insulin receptor signaling pathway.